ACGCCGCAGCGCGGGCGCGGAGGCAGCGAGCUGUGACUGCGGGCGCGACCGAGGCGAUCGUGGCGGCGAUGCAGGCCCACCGGCAGGAGACGGGCGUGCAAAAGAAUGGCUGCAUGGCGAUGGCCAACGUGUGCUCCGACACCGACGCCGCAGGGUUCGCACGCAUCCAGCGCGCAGCGGACGCGGGCGGCAUCGAGGUGGCUGUGGCGGCGCUGCAGGCUCACCCGCAGGUGGCGGAUGUGCAGCAGUAUGGCUGUUUGGCGCUGGUCAACGUGUGCUUCGGCAGCGACGCCGCAGCGUUCGCACGCAAGCAGCGCGCAGCAGACGCGGGCGGCAUCGAGUUGGUCGUGGCGGCGAUGCUGGCGCACCCGCAGGUGGCGGGCGUGCAGGAGAAUGGGUGCUGGGCGCUGUUCAACGUGUGCUCUGGCACCGACGCCGCAGCGCGGGCGCGGAGGCAGCGAGCUGUGACUGCGGGCGCGACCGAGGCGGCGGCAGGGGCUAUGCGGGCGCACCCGGGCGACGCAGCUGCCCAGAGGCAAGGGCAGAAUUUGCGCGAUCUUCUUGCCUGAAGGGAUCCGGGCCGCGCGCGGACCAAAAGAGCGGCACGACAUGAACAAGACGAAGAACGCAGUAGUCUCCGCGCGUUUUGUGGGUCGUACAUCUAGUCGUACAUAUAACAUUAUGACACA
Emiliania huxleyi CCMP1516 is the source of this 689-nucleotide messenger RNA. RefSeq lists its product as hypothetical. The transcript has a single exon. NCBI's taxonomy places the organism in Eukaryota, Haptophyta, Isochrysidales, Noelaerhabdaceae. Bases 69 to 569 code for a protein of 166 amino acids. The record is from RefSeq and is a predicted model, not a curated record.